AUGGGCAAGGGCGACAUGAGUUUGAAGAGAUGCUCCACAUCUACCGAUACUUCUCUUUCUAGGGAUGAAAUCAAGAACCUAUUGCGUACACGUUUCCGUAGGUGUGGAGAGAUCAAGAGGGUUUUUGUUCCCUUUGAGUGUCUAACCGGUGUUACCGUUGGGUAUGAUUUCAUUGAUGUGGAAGAUACAGAAUCUGCGUUAUAUCUCAAUGGAACUGGCUUUGGAGAAGAAUGCAAGAUUGAUGUAAUGAUGGCUAAAUAUAGAAUGGAAUCCACUAUGGAUACCAUGAAGGGCUGUGACCUCUAUCAAAACAAGUCUGCUUGA
Messenger RNA from Arabis nemorensis, 324 nucleotides. NCBI's taxonomy places the organism in Eukaryota, Viridiplantae, Streptophyta, Magnoliopsida, Brassicales, Brassicaceae. The record is from the annotation of a GenBank genome assembly.